Messenger RNA from Eublepharis macularius, 1183 nucleotides. RefSeq names its product FUN14 domain containing 1 (gene FUNDC1). Gene Ontology annotation, biological process: autophagy of mitochondrion. The transcript has 5 exons. The record is from RefSeq and is a predicted model, not a curated record. The coding region runs from base 190 to 660 and encodes 156 amino acids. Gene Ontology annotation, cellular component: mitochondrial outer membrane. Lineage: Eukaryota; Metazoa; Chordata; Lepidosauria; Squamata; Eublepharidae.
AAUCAAGCCGGGGGCGAGGUCCGGAGCAUUUCGGCAAAAAAAACACAAACUUUCAUUUCUGCGCACGCGUACUUCCCGUAGAGUACCCCCGAGACGAUUCCUCUCGGAGAGCUCGAGAGCGCAGAGUGGCGCCGAGCGGCCGGUGGGCGGAGCGGUGCAGCAGCUGUCCCCCUCCCGGUCCUUGCCAACAUGGCGCCUCGGAGAUCUCGCUCCGCCUCAGAACAUGACAGCGAUGAUGAUUCAUAUGAAGUACUGGAUUUAACAGAAUAUGCGAGGCGUCAUCACUGGUGGAACCGUGUGUUUGGAAGAAAUUCUGGACCUAUCGUAGAAAAGUAUUCUGUAGCUACUCAGAUUGUAAUGGGCGGUGUAACAGGCUGGUGUGCAGGAUUUUUAUUCCAAAAAGUUGGAAAGCUUGCAGCAACUGCAGUAGGCGGUGGCUUUCUUUUGCUACAGAUUGCUAGUCAUAGUGGCUAUGUACAGGUUGACUGGAAAAGGGUUGAGAAAGAUGUAAAUAAAGCAAAGAGACAGCUCAAAAAGCGAGCAAACAAGGCAGCUCCUGAAAUCAGCACACUGAUUGAAGAGUCUACAGAAUUUAUUAAACAGAACAUAGUGGUAUCUGGUGGAUUUGUUGGAGGCUUCUUGUUGGGCCUUGCAUCUUAAAGGACAUGAUGUUUGUCUUCCUGCUGGCGCUUAACCAUGAUAAACAAAAAUAGUAGCGAUGCACAGUCUUUAGGCAAGGCAAUUGGAGUCGCUCACUAAUCACUCCAGAGCAAGGUGAAUGGAUUUUCCAGACAAGAUGGAGUAUUUUACAUUUUAGGCUUUUGCCAUCUCAAGCUUGCUGAAGCAGGCUUGCUGAAAAUCUCUGCGGUAUGUUCAGGUAGCAUUCCUGGGGUGGGAGGAUUGCUUUUUGUCAUUAUUUUACUGUACCUCAGAACUCUGUGUAUUUAUUGUUACUUCUUGAUUUUCCCUUUCCCCAAUUUAAGGUAAUUUCCUUAUUCAAGUGUUUCUCAUGCUGUAGCAAAUAGUGCCUAUGACUAAAUGUGUAGGAUAUUGUGCUUCAUUCACAGAGCUAGCCAUCCUCUGUUAGAUACUGUUGCAAUAAAUAUAAUCUGUAUAUCUGUAAUUUUUUUUUGCAAGGAUGAGAUAGCAAGCAAUUGUGAGCCUAUUAAAAAGUGAAGAUCAA